AAUGGAUCCAAUCACGACCGAGAACUCUGACACACCUGAGGCGGAGAAUUGCACCGGGGUCACUUCUAUGGCAGAAUGGCAGUCUGCGGUGUGCUAUUGUGACUGUGACCAGCCACCUAUCAUUGUGGAGCCCGAAUAUCUUGUACUGACCACUGAUGAGAAGGUGGAGAAAAUCGUGGAGGAGCUGUUCGUUGACCCGGCCAACACGUCUGCUGCCCAGAGGAAGUUGAUCAGCGCAGACGACACCAGGCCCAGUGCCCGCAGUAUUGGCGCGCUCGGCAUCACCAUGAUGGUGCUAGGUUUGUCAGUCAGCCUUCCAGUCUGUUUGUUUGUUUGUUUGUUUGUUUGUGUGAUUGUUUACUUGUCUGUUUGUUUGGUUAUUUGUCCGAUUGUUUGCUUUUUUGAAUGUCAGUGCACACGUCUGUGGUUCUGUAUAUUUCAACCUGUUCAUAGAUUUGUCAAUAUCGACUGCAUAGUGUAAACUCUUCAAUACACCAUCUCGAAAAGUGCUCGUAUGAGACAGUCUAACACUGAGCAGUCGAUAUGCUCAUUCGUUUACUACAAGUGGUGGGGUUGGAAACUGAACUACCUUGAAUGACCUUUUAAAGCGAACAAUUACAUCUAGUUUUAUGGAUAACACAGGUCGGCUACAUAUUUCUAAUGAAAAAAAAAACCCAGUCGAAAUCUGUACAAAACGACCGUGUACCCGUUGCCAAGGAAAAUAUCGGUCAUCUUAGACAGGUGGUCCUCUUGAACAGUUUCAUUAUAAUACAUGAAAAUGAAUAGGAAAAAUAUGUAUGGGAUUGAAGAGAGAAAUGGUCAUUUAUAAAGGUUGUCUUGGACAAAUGAUUGUUAGAGCAGGUUCGAUUGUAUUAUCUUCUAAACUGUUCUUUUGCUAGUGCGAUAUUAGGGUUACGCGAAUCUACUUUUAAAACUUCUCAGCUAGAUCCAUGAUACUCUGUACAAAAAGAAAUAAAUUAUGUUGCCCAGAGGAAGUUGAUCAGCGCAGACGACACCAGGCCCAGCGCCCGCAGUAUUGACGCGCUCGACAUCACCACCAUGGUGUUGGGUGUGUCAGUCAGACUUUCUGUCUGUCUGUCUGUUUGUUUGUUUGUUUGCUUGUUUGCUUAUUUAUAUGUCAGAACACACAUCUGUGGUUUUGUUUGUGUCAUCCUGUUCAUGCAUUUCGCCACCCUAGGGUUAAAAUGUUCUA
Molecule: messenger RNA, 1213 nt
Organism: Aplysia californica (California sea hare)
Lineage: Eukaryota; Metazoa; Mollusca; Gastropoda; Aplysiida; Aplysiidae
Exons: 3
Coding region: 2-481 (159 amino acids)
Source: RefSeq, a predicted model, not a curated record